UGUAGGCAGGCAGGAGGUGGCUGUCUGAGAGCCGGGAUACCGAGCAGGGGCCCCAAGAAACCAGGGGCAAGGGAAAGGGACCCCCAGGAGCCGGGGGCAGAGGACAGGGACCCCCAGGACCCCGUCAUACUGAACAGAGGCCCCCAGGAGCCCGGACAGAGAACGUUGGCAGUAAACAGGGGCCCCCAGGAGCGUGGAGCAGGGGCCCCACCAUGGCCGGCUGGAGGGACGGCUCGGUGCAGGAGAAGCAUCGGCUGGUUGUGGUCGGGGGCGGAGGGGUCGGCAAGUCGGCUCUCACCAUCCAGUUCAUCCAGUCGUAUUUUGUCACAGAUUACGAUCCAACUAUUGAAGAUUCUUACACCAAGCAAUGCGUCAUCGACGACCGCGCCGCUCGCCUGGACAUUCUGGACACGGCCGGGCAGGAGGAGUUCGGAGCCAUGCGCGAGCAGUACAUGCGGACCGGCGAAGGAUUUUUACUCGUCUUUUCCGUCACCGACAGAGGAAGCUUCGAAGAAAUUUAUAAAUUCCAAAGACAGAUCCUCCGCGUUAAAGACCGCGAUGACUUCCCUAUGAUUUUAGUCGGUAACAAAGCGGAUUUAGAACACCAGAGACAGGUAACGCAGGAGGAGGGGCAUCAGCUGGCGCGGCAGCUUAAAGUCCCGUACAUGGAAGCUUCGGCGAAAAUCCGGAUGAACGUGGACCAAGCUUUCCACGAACUCGUCCGAGUCGUAAGGAAAUUUCAGGAACAGGAAUGCCCCCCUUCCCCGGAGCCAACGCGGAAAGAAAAGGACAAGAAAGGGUGUCAUUGUGUGAUAUUCUGAGACGCGGCGUCUGCGUCCUCCUCCCCAAUAUAUCGCGCAUCCCGUCUGGGCGUUCGUGUCGUGUUCUCCAUACGAGUCACCGGGAUGGC
Molecule: messenger RNA, 910 nt
Organism: Spea bombifrons (plains spadefoot toad)
Lineage: Eukaryota; Metazoa; Chordata; Amphibia; Anura; Pelobatidae
Gene: RRAS2
Product: RAS related 2
Exons: 6
Coding region: 213-821 (202 amino acids)
Biological process (GO): signal transduction
Cellular component (GO): plasma membrane
Molecular function (GO): GTP binding; GDP binding; GTPase activity
Source: RefSeq, a predicted model, not a curated record